UUUUUUUUUUUUUUUCCAGGAAGGAAAAAAAAAAAAGGGUCACAAUUGAACCUCUGCUGCCUGCAAUAGACCAUCAGCCCCCAAAUCCCCUCCCCUGCUACCCCUGCACAGGUCCAAAGAUAUGGGCUUUCAGCUGUCUCUGCGGAGUAAUAUAGAGCUGAGUACGUCACGCAGCCAUAACCUUGUCGGCAGCACGGCGGCUGGCGCACUUCAUGAGGGAUUUGCCUCCAGAGAGAGCUGUGCACAAAGCCUGGAGCACGAGGAGAUCCUUCCCUGGCGAGUGAUGGAUUCGGCGCUGGUGAAAGUUCAUACACACAUAAUGACACGUAAUGACGGGAUCCUCAAGACAAAGAGGUUUGUCAAAGGCAAUAAAAGAGUCUAUUUUCCGCAUCCUGUGCUGGAAAUUGUCACUCGCACUGUGAGCGGAACGGAGUUUCGGUUGUACAGGUGGGGCUGUCCGUCAGGAUGCAGAAGUCCCAGGCUCCUCCCUCCUGCAGGUCCACCUGUGAUGUGCUGCUUGCCUUUUGUCGUUUCUCCGAAGGCUCAGAACUGCGCUCACCGCCCGCAGUUCGCACUUUGCCUGGAGAUAAGGCCAUGGCCCCAACGCACCUCCAUGUGCCCCCCCCGAGAGCUUCCGCCGUGGCUGGCGGUGGCGACGCUCACGGUGACGCCCCUCCGUCCUCAGCCUCACCCCCUGCCCGCCUCUCGUCAUUGCGGGCCGUUGCCGUCGGAUCCAGCCCGGGGACGCGGGCACCGCUCAGCUCGGAAUGCUCGGGAGCAGCCCCGCUGUCGGGAGCCCCGCCUGGAUCCGCGGCAGUGCCGGACGGCCAGCCCAGCCCUGCCGCUUCUGACCGAGUUCCAGCAGCGUGGGUCGCUGCGCUUGGCUCUCAACAGAGGAAGAGAGCGCAACAUAAAGCAGAGCGUCCCCGCGUGGGAUUCGCGGUGAGGGCUGGGCUGGCUGCUCCAAACAAAGCCGACAUCGGGCCCCGUUUGUACGCGAGGCCGGGAUGGGAAGUCCUGCACCGACCGCGCAGCGAGACCUGCGGCGGUGCCGGCCCUGCCCGCUCGCCCCAGCAGCCCCUGCCAGCGCCCGCAGGAAGGUUUUCCUUCUGAAGGCAGAGGAUCGUGCCGCGCUGCUCGCAAUGUGCUAACUUUGCAGCGAGCUGUUGCUCAAUACGUGCUCAGGCAGGGCCACCGCUGCCCAUUAACGAAAACAAAACGGAAGGGAGGAAGGCUUACAACACAACAAUUGCUUUCAAUUAGAGGAAAUAUUUAUUGCCAAAAUAUGUCAGCGGGAUUUGACAGACGGCAUGUCUAACUCUGUGCUACUGAAGGGCCAGCUGCACUAAAAUGAAGCUUAAACUUAAUAGUGGUUUAAAUCCAUCCCCUCUUUCCCACAGUUUAGCAAUCAGGCCGUAAAUUCAUUAUUGCAGUCUGCACUCCCCUUUGUUAAUUCAAAGAAAUCUGACUUAUCUCAGUAGCCUCGGUGCUGUUCUCCCCCACGUUUGCAGGCCUUGCUCAGGAUUCAGCGUUGAUGCUCAUUGUGUGCUUUUAAAUGAAAGGACUGGAAAAGUGUUUAACCGAACGGAUGUCAUUUGC
Molecule: messenger RNA, 1599 nt
Organism: Lagopus muta (rock ptarmigan)
Lineage: Eukaryota; Metazoa; Chordata; Aves; Galliformes; Phasianidae
Exons: 2
Coding region: 122-946 (274 amino acids)
Source: RefSeq, a predicted model, not a curated record